AUGCACCUGAAUAAUAAGGUGACUAAGUUUAUUCUGCUUGGGUUGACACAGGAUCCUGUUUGGAAGAAAAUGGUGUUUACCACUUUCUUGCUUUUCUACUUGGGGACAUUGUUUGGUAACUUGCUGAUCAUUGUAACCAUCAAGACCAGUUGGGUACUUCAGAGUCCCAUGUACUUCUUCCUUUUCUACUUAUCCUUAUCUGACACCUGCUUCUGUACUUCCACAGCCCCUAGAAUGAUUGUGGAUGCCCUUUUGAGAAAGACCACUAUUUCUUUCACAGAAUGCAUGAUCCAACUCUUUUCAUCCCAUUUCUUUGGCUGCCUGGAGAUCUUCAUCCUUAUACUCAUGGCUGUUGACCGCUAUGUGACCAUCUGUAAGCCCCUGCACUACAUGACCAUCACGAGCCACCAAGUCCAUGGUGUGUUGGUGGCCAUGGCCUGGGUAGGCUCCUGUGUGCAUUCUUUAGCUCAGAUUUUUCUUGCCUUGAGUUUGCCUUUCUGUGGCCCCAAUGUAAUCGAUCACUACUUCUGUGACUUGCAGCCCUUGUUGAAACUUGCCUGUUCAGACACUUAUGUGAUCAACUUACUCCUGGUGUCCAAUGGUGGUGCCAUUUGCACAGUGAGAUUUGUCAGGCUGAUGUUCUCCUAUGUUGUCAUCUUGCAUUCCCUGAGGAACCACAGUGCUGAAGGGAGGAGGAAAGCCCUGUCUACCUGCAUCUCCCACAUCACCAUGGUCAUCUUCUUCUUUGGUCCAUGCAUAUUUAUAUACAUACGUCCUGCAGCCACCUUUCCCAUGGAUAAGAUGAUAGCUGUGUUUUAUACAAUUGGGACACCUUUGCUCAACCCUCUGAUUUAUACGCUGAGGAAUGCAGAAGUGAAAAAUGCGAUGAGGAAGUUAUGUGGGAGCAAGAGAUUGAUCUCAGAUGAUGAAAGAUGA
Messenger RNA from Cynocephalus volans (Philippine flying lemur), 936 nucleotides. RefSeq names its product olfactory receptor 4C16-like. NCBI's taxonomy places the organism in Eukaryota, Metazoa, Chordata, Mammalia, Dermoptera, Cynocephalidae. Bases 1 to 936 code for a protein of 311 amino acids. Gene Ontology annotation, molecular function: G protein-coupled receptor activity; olfactory receptor activity. Gene Ontology annotation, cellular component: plasma membrane. Gene Ontology annotation, biological process: G protein-coupled receptor signaling pathway. The record is from RefSeq and is a predicted model, not a curated record. The transcript has a single exon.